UUGACCACAGAUACAUUUCAUCAUGAUCUAUAAUUAACUGGGGCAAGACACAGAAUAAAAAGUGCAGAAGCAGAGGAUGGCAGUCAAACUGUUACAGGACUCUGCCACGUUCCUCUGGACCAAGAACUCUAGAAUGAACCUCUUCAUGUGUUGUUUCCUACUUUUUCCUGUUGGAAGUAUGGUGGUAACAACUCCAGUGAGAGAGACACUUGGAACAAUGACUGAAAAGAUGAUACCUGCAAAUACUACAGAUGUUCCCAAAGAUGCCGACAGCUACGAGAUCACUACUUCUUAUCCCACAGAGGAAAAUAAUGCAAAUGAAUCAAGAAAAGCUGAAGUGAAUGACAUGAGCAGCAGGCUGGUUCAGGACCACGGGAGUAAAGAGCUCAAUGAUCAACAGGCAAGCAGAGAAGUCACUGAUAUUAAUAGUAACAAGCGAAUAAUUGUGGAUGCUGGAGAACAACUGAGUGGCUUAAGUGGAGCCAAUGUGACUGGCAGCACUAGUCAGGGUAUGAAUCUCCAAAGUGUCUCAACUAAAAGAAGAGCUGAUGACCUGAACGGUGCUCUGAGUCCAGGCCGGGAUAGACGGCUGCGGGAUUGGGACAGUCCGGAGAACAACAGUGGGAAAUCUGCUCUUGUCGGCCAUGGCAGAAAUGCAGACUAUGAUGAAACCAGAGAAUUUUUCAGUUCAGAAAAUCCCGCAGGUAAUGUCUCACCCCAAAAUAACAAGUCCAGUUUGUCUAAGAGAGGAUCCUCAUGAUGAUCACACAUACAACAAUUCUUUUUCUUCAGAAUGAGUCACAAACUGCCAUCUGUUGACUCAGAGGAAGCAGACUGCCUGGAUCCACAUACAGAGGCUCCAGGGACUUUUUCAUCCUGAUUUAGAUUUUUAGAAUUAUUUUUGGCUAUAUGUUCAUGUAAACGAAUGUAUGAAAAGAAGACAGUUUGGACAUAUCUACACUGGGCUUUUUACUAUUAUAGACAGAUAAGUUAAAUACAGUUUCUGAUGUUUGACUGUGAAAAUGAAAUUGUUCACUACAAUGAAUA
This is a messenger RNA of Sphaeramia orbicularis (orbiculate cardinalfish), 1047 nucleotides long. RefSeq lists its product as uncharacterized. The transcript is spliced from 7 exons. The record is from RefSeq and is a predicted model, not a curated record. The coding region runs from base 77 to 760 and encodes 227 amino acids. Lineage: Eukaryota; Metazoa; Chordata; Actinopteri; Kurtiformes; Apogonidae.